UAACAGACUUGGGUUUGGGUUUGGGUUUGAGUUUGGGUUUGGGUGAGGUGUACACUGGAGAGAGAGAGGCCAUGUCGAUGUCUGCUUCACUUUCCUUCCUUCAAAGUGCUUGCGCGUAUUCGCAGCAGAAGCUUUACCUCCGUGCCAAGUUGGAGUGUUUAGGGUCCUCGUCCUCCUACCAGCCGCUGAUUGUUGAAGCCAAGGCUAGAACUAGAAGAGAAGACAGAGCUGCCCGCCACUCUCGCCUCAGAAAGAAGGUAGAAGGGACACCAGAAAGGCCCAGACUGUGUGUCUUCCGCUCCAACAAGCAUCUCUAUGUCCAAGUGAUUGAUGACACUAAAAUGCAUACUCUUGCUUCAGCUUCAACGAUGCAGAAACCCAUAUCCGAGGAGUUCAACUACAGCUCUGGUCCCACUAUCGAUGUGGCAAAAAAAGUUGGUAAAGUUAUUGCUAAGGCUUGUCUGGAUAAAGGAAUCACAAAGGUGGCCUUUGACCGAGGCGGAUAUCUGUACCAUGGACGUAUUGAAGCCCUUGCUGAUGCAGCUCGGGAACAUGGUCUUGAAUUUUAGUGCUUGGGCAGACAAUUAGUUGUUUACUUCUAAAUUGGUCAUUUCUUUCAUUUUCCUACUUUUUUUUUUUUUUUUUU
Messenger RNA from Camellia sinensis, 646 nucleotides. RefSeq names its product large ribosomal subunit protein uL18c. Gene Ontology annotation, molecular function: 5S rRNA binding; structural constituent of ribosome. The record is from RefSeq and is a predicted model, not a curated record. Gene Ontology annotation, biological process: translation. Lineage: Eukaryota; Viridiplantae; Streptophyta; Magnoliopsida; Ericales; Theaceae. Gene Ontology annotation, cellular component: ribosome.